Messenger RNA from Blepharisma stoltei, 636 nucleotides. The record is from the annotation of a GenBank genome assembly. NCBI's taxonomy places the organism in Eukaryota, Ciliophora, Heterotrichea, Heterotrichida, Blepharismidae.
AUGGCUUGCCAAAGAUCAUAUUUUCCUAAAGCUGAAAUCAGAAAACCUGCCCCAGCUUUUACAGCUACCGCUUGGGAUGGAAACAGAAUCCGUCAAGUUUCUUUAUCAGACUUCAAGGGGAAAUAUGUUGUUCUUUUCUUCUACCCAUUGGACUUCACCUUUGUCUGCCCAACUGAAAUUGUCCAGUUCAAUGACACUGCUCCAGAAUUCAGAGCCAACAACUGUGAAGUCUUAGCCUGCUCAGUUGACUCUGUGUUUACCCACAGAGAAUACACCCUUAAAUCAAGAGCUGACGGAGGCCUUGGCAGAAUGCAGAUCCCUCUUAUUGCAGAUCUUAACAAGCAGAUUGGAAAGGACUAUGGUGUCUACCUUGACCACUCAGGAGAUGAAGGUGUGUCCUUGAGAGGAACUUUCAUCGUUGAUAAGGAUGGAAUUCUGAGACAUAUUUCAGUCAAUGACCUACCUGUAGGAAGAAAUGUCAGAGAAAUCCUAAGAUUGGUACAAGCAUUCCAAUACACUGAUGAACACGGAGAAGUCUGUCCUGAGUCAUGGGCUCCUGGCGCUGCUACUAUGGUGCCUAAUCAUGAAAGUGACCAACUCCAAAACUUCUGGCAAAACCAGCAUGCUAAGCACUAA